AGAACCCGGGACCACAGCACGGAAACGGCCCGGGGCUGAGCUGCAGUCAGAUCCGGGGAUGGAGGGAGCCGGAGAAGAGGAGUGAGGUGGCCUGGGAGGCAUGCCCUGCUGCCCUCCUCGGAGGCUGGCAGGCUGCUGUAGCAGUGGAAGAUCAGGCCACCCAUAAAGGGAAGGGGUCAGGAGGUCGGGCCCGGGCCUUAGCAGGCUCAGACAAGGCCCAAGAAGGGAGCACCAGGCGCCCUGGAGUUCAGGGCCCAAGCCUGGCCCAGGUUGUCCAAAGGGGCCUAGACUAGACCAGGCCUCUAGUGAGGAAACUGAGUUAGAGCCAGGCCUCAGGGCACGGCCUAGCCUGUGAGCCAAGUUAGGAGUAGAGGGCCAAGAUCCUUGGGGGUCUCAGAGACUAAGGGGUUAGGGGCUUCAGGGCCUCCCAGUCCAGAGCCGGAUUGGCGAGUUGGACGCUUGUAGAUCCAAGCUUGGAUUGGGGUGGGGUCCCUGGGAGGUUGGCUAGCUACGCAAGGAUUGGGGGGAUCUAAGUGCUUAGAGAUCGAAGGCAGGUCUUGGGUAGGGGGAAUCAGACAAUUGGAAAGCCUAGCUGUUAUUUGAGGAGGGGUCUUCGCUCGCUGGCGAAGCGCAAAGCCGCAUCUCUUUGGCUUGAGGCCUUGUCAAGAGAGGCUUUUGUGAAGGGUGGGCCGGCUAGGCCAGACUAAGAAAGAAAGUGAAUAAACCAGGAAUAUAAGUGGGCGGGGGUCCCCUGAGAGGGGGGUCACAAAGGGUGAGACAUGGCCACCAGGCGUUUAACGGACGCUUUCUUGUUGUUGCGGAAUAAUUCCAUCCAAAACCGGCAGCUGUUAGCCGAGCAAGUGAGUAGUCACACCACCUCCAGCCCUCUGCAUUCACGUAGCAUUGCUGCGGAGCUGGAUGAGCUUGCUGACGACCGUAUGGCUCUGGUGUCAGGCAUAAGCUUAGAUCCAGAAGCAGCAAUUGGCGUGACAAAACGGUCACCUCCUAAAUGGGUGGAUGGAGUGGAUGAAAUACACUACGAUGUUGGCCGGAUCAAACAGAAGAUGAAGGAGUUAGCCAGCCUUCACGACCAGCAUUUAAACAGACCCACCCUGGACGACAGCAGUGAGCAAGAGCAUGCCAUCGAGAUCACCACCCAAGAGGUCACCCAGCUCUUCCACAGGUGCCAGCGGGCCGUGCAGGCUCUCCCCAGCCGGGCCCGCAGGACCUGCUCCACGCAGGAGGAGCGGCUCCUUGGCAACGUGGUGGCCUCCCUGGCACAGUCCCUGCAGGAGCUCUCCACUGGCUUCCGGCACGCACAGUCAGGCUACCUCAAACGCAUGAAGAAUCGAGAGGAAAGAUCCCAGCAUUUUUUUGAUACAUCAGUACCACUAAUGGAUGAUGGAGACGAUAAUGCUCUUUAUGACCGGAGUUUUACAGAUGACCAGUUAGUGCUGGUGGAGCAGAAUACACUGAUGGUGGAGGAGAGGGAGCGGGAGAUUCGCCGGAUCGUACAGUCUAUUUCCGACCUCAAUGAAAUAUUUAGGGACUUAGGAGCAAUGAUUGUAGAACAGGGUACUGUCCUUGAUAGAAUUGACUAUAAUGUUGAGCAGUCCUGUAUCAAAACUGAAGACGGCCUGAAGCAGCUUCACAAGGCAGAGCAGUAUCAAAAGAAGAAUCGGAAGAUGCUUGUGAUUUUAAUAUUAUUUGUCAUCAUCAUUGUCCUCAUUGUCGUCCUCGUGGCCGUGAAGUCUCACUAAGCGGCGUCGGGUCUGUGUGCCACAUGCGUGGAUUCCCGGGGCUCAGGGCUUGCCUGCGCCCCGCAGGCUGCGGCAGAGGUGGGCCUGCAGCCCCGCGCCGGGGCAGGGUGCGUCUCCGUGGACUCCGCGUCACCCUCGUGCUCCGGCAAGGGGCAUGGGCUUCCGUAUUUCCUUCAUUGCUAAGAAUGUAAGGACCUUUGACAUUGCUGCAGAAUAGAGAUUGGGUUCUGUAUCAUCAGUUAUAAUAUAUAUUUUUUUUAGAAAGAGAAAAUGAGUUGAAUGUUUACAGGCACUCCACAAGCUGUUCAAUAUUAUAUGUGUAUAUGCUAUUUUUUUAGCAGUCAUGUCUGAGCAGCAUGUUAAAAUAAUUUUUGGAAAAAUUUUUUUUAGACCAUCUGGUUUUUAAGAAAUUUGGUACCAAAAAUUUAUGAGUAGAGGUAAAAAUACCUCUUCAUCUUUCCUAUAUAUUUUCCAGUUGAAAACAAUCUGAGAAGUCCCUUAAGAAUUUAUAAUCCAUCCCCCAUUAACUUAAUUUAGCUUUUCCAUCACUGUUAAUGAUCAGAGUAACAAAGUGUGAAAAAUAAGAAACCAUCACUGAUGUUAAUUAACACAUUUAGAUGGGCCAGUUAAAACAGCUUCAUAAGUUUAAAUUAAUUGUGAAUGGAGUAUUCCUCAACUAAAAUGUGUGCACUGCAUUUUCUAUUGUAAACCAAAGGGGUUACUAAGCAAAACCACCUAAAUUUAAAAAUUGGUGAUUUGAACUAACCUCACAUUAAGAGGACUCUUGGCAGCAUCAUGAAAGUCACCAGCGUUGGCCAGUGUGUCCUGUGACCGUCCCCAGCCAUCCUUGCUCGAUCCAUUACUUAUAUGCUAACUACAUAAUAACCUGUUCAGACCAGACACCAUUUAAUGAACUGUGAAUUUACACAGAGGCCAUUCUAAAUGUGUCACCCCAUUUAGGAUUAGUGGAUCUCAAAUUAUUAACCAAACAUCGCUCCAUUUCAGAGUAAAAUAUUCCAUCACUGGUUUGAUUUAUUGGCUCUUCCAUUGCCACUUAACAUGCCCAGAAAGUAGGCAUAUUCCUGCAGCUGGUGAGCAUCUUGGCCGGGAAAUCCCUGGUUCGUGUCCACCGGAGUCGGACUUUGCUGUUUACUUACCUAUGUUGUCAAUAUGGUGCUCGAAUAUAUUCCAGGAACUGUAGAAUAAUGUGGAAAGUGAUGAUAACUUUGAAAACUGAACUUUAUCUUGUUUUAAUUGUUCUUGAGACACCAGUAUGGUUUUAAUGGUCUGUAUAGUUUUUGGUAGCUUUUCCAUUGUUUUUACUUCUCUUAAAAAGUUUAAGAAGAGCAUGAUCUCAUUAAAUGUGCUCCAUUUUAUUUGGACCAGUCACAUAAAAUGUCUCUCUAGAAUUGACUUUGAAGUUGUUUCCAGAAAUUUAAACUCAUGUCCAGAGAUUCAAGUUGUCUAAACAGAUCAUGGACUUAAUACCCAAACCCCUGCCUUAGCCUUCCCUUCCCUGGUUGCUCAUGCCCGCCAGGCAGCCCCUGAUUUUCUUACUGCUAAUGUGGCUGUAGAAUGAUGUAAAGGGAUUUCUGGCAUUUCAGGAAAUACGGUAUUCUCUGACAAUUAUUUAUUACAAAGACCUAUUAUUCAAAGGUCAGGGCAUAAGAAUCUAGCACCUCCUUGGUCACCCCUGAAAUGUGAGGUUUCUACUGAUCUUAAUAGGAGCUAGAGGUGUCCUUUGGUCCCAGUGGCUUUUAACCCAGUGGUGGAGCCGAGAUGUUCUGUCUGACCAGGGAUUGCUUGGAGUGGGGCUCCUCGGACUGGGCGCACGGUGUGCCUCCCGGAUCACCUGCCGUGGUGAUGCUGGGCUGGUGUUAAAGCUGCUGAAACCCUGCGCCUUCCUGGCCCCUUUAGGAGGCAUCCUCUAAGCCUGCACGCUGACUGGCUGAGCCCCCCCCACCACUGUGCUUUACUGUUGAGCCUUUACUGGGGGGAAGAUCAGAAGCAUUGGGGCACGUAAAGAACACUAGUAAUGGUGUGCAGACCCUCCCCUCGCCUGGGAUGCACCCUGAGAAGAGGACCAGCAGGGAAGGCUCCUCGGGCACCCCUGCCCCCUGUAAUGUGGCCUGCGGUGGCUCCGCCCAACAGGCGGGAGAGGAGAAAAGUAAAUGUUUACUAUCAGGGCUCCAAAGCUCCUGAUCUUUCCCAGUUAAAACUGAAAUCUGCUGUCUUUUGUUGUUGAGGGCUGGGGGUGCUGGCUCGCCAUGGGCGUGAAGCAUGUAUGUCUAAUUGAACGGAUCUACCGCUUUCUCUGCUAAUUGAGAGAGCAUUAUUUAUUUGUUCUGACACUAGUGUUUUCAGUGGUUUAUCCUAGCUAAUGGCUUCUUAAAGGUAAUAAAACCCUUCCAACCUAAUUGGUCAGAUAAGACUUUUUUCUUGUGUGCUUAAAUAAAGCAAUUAGCGAAACGCUUCUAUCCAAUGUGACUUUUUUGGUCCUUUUUUGAAACGAAUUUACUGUUACUGGAACCUUUUUGUACAAUAAAGCAGUCAUGCUGAUUCCAGAA
Molecule: messenger RNA, 4327 nt
Organism: Manis javanica (Malayan pangolin)
Lineage: Eukaryota; Metazoa; Chordata; Mammalia; Pholidota; Manidae
Source: RefSeq, a predicted model, not a curated record